Messenger RNA from Homalodisca vitripennis (glassy-winged sharpshooter), 3286 nucleotides. RefSeq names its product RNA cytidine acetyltransferase. Gene Ontology annotation, cellular component: nucleolus; 90S preribosome. The transcript has 20 exons. Gene Ontology annotation, biological process: rRNA acetylation involved in maturation of SSU-rRNA. The record is from RefSeq and is a predicted model, not a curated record. Gene Ontology annotation, molecular function: ATP binding; tRNA binding; 18S rRNA cytidine N-acetyltransferase activity. The coding region runs from base 195 to 3239 and encodes 1014 amino acids. Lineage: Eukaryota; Metazoa; Arthropoda; Insecta; Hemiptera; Cicadellidae.
AACCAGCAUGGUCUGCUGCUGCUGCUUUACCUAGGCUAGGUAGGUGUAGUGCGUUGUUUUGUUACAUUGUUUUGUGAGUAUUCUGACCGGUGGAAGUGUUAUUAUUUAUAUACGUUGUAUUUUAAAGUAUAAAUGUAUUGUUAUUGAAAUAAUCUGUUUAUAUUUGAAACUUUUCUAAACAGAAAAUCAUAACAAUGGUUAGGAAAAAGAUUGAUAACAGAAUUAGAGUUUUAAUUGAAAAUGGGGUUAAUUUGGGUCAUAGGACAAUGUUUGUUGUUGUUGGCGAUAAAGGAAAAGACCAGGUAGUAAUUUUGCAUCACAUGUUAUCAAAGGCAACAGUGAAAGCUCGUCCAUCAGUUUUGUGGUGCUACAAAAAAGAAUUGGGAUUCAGCAGCAAUAGAAAAAAGCGUAUGAAACAGCUGCAAAAGAAGAUAAAAACAGGAAAGUUGAAUGUAAAUGAAGAUGAUCCUUUUGAACUAUUUGUAGCGUCUACAACAAUCCGUUACUGUUAUUAUGCUGAGACCCAGAAGAUAUUGGGUAACACGUAUGGGAUGUGUGUUUUACAGGAUUUUGAAGCCCUGCAACCCAACUUGUUGGCCCGCACCGUUGAGACAGUGGAGGGAGGAGGUAUCGUAGUACUGCUGCUGCGCUCAGUCUCCUCACUCCGUCAGCUGUACACCAUGACCAUGGAUGUGCAUGAACGUUACCGCACUGAAGCGCAUAAGGACGUAGUUGCACGCUUCAAUGAAAGGUUUCUUUUGUCACUGUCUUCGUGUCAGCGCUGUUUGGUUGUGGAUGAUCAGUUGACAGUGUUACCAAUCUCGUCACAUGUGCUAGACCUAGAACCAGUUUCAAGAGAGAAUGUUGACUCCCGUUCAUCUCAAGAGUUGGCAGAACUGAAGGAGAGCUUGCAGGACACACAGCCUGUCAGCUCACUACUGAACUGCUGCAAGACGCUCGACCAGGGUAAAGCACUAUUGAAGUUUAUUGAGGCCAUAUCGGAGAAAACACUAAGGAGCACAGUGUCCCUGACAGCAGCGAGAGGUAGAGGCAAGUCAGCGGCUCUAGGGCUGGCUGUUGCAGCAGCAGUGGCAUUUGGCUAUGCGAACAUCUUCGUCACUUCACCCUCACCAGAGAAUCUUAAGACAUUUUUUGAAUUCGUCUUUAAAGGUUUUGAUGCCUUAGCCUACCAAGAACAUCUUGACUACAGUUUGGUGCAGUCAACAAACCCAGAGUACAAUAAGGCUUUGGUCAGAGUGAACAUUUUCAGGGAUCAUCGUCAAACUAUUCAGUACAUCCAGCCUACUGAUGCUCACUACCUCAGUCAAGCAGAGCUACUGGUGAUAGACGAAGCCGCUGCCAUCCCUCUCCCCUUCGUCAAGUCAAUGCUGGGACCUUACCUUGUCUUCCUAGCUUCAACCAUCAAUGGGUAUGAGGGUACUGGCCGCAGUCUGUCUUUGAAGCUACUGCAGCAGCUGCGGACGCAAGCCGUGUCUGUCGGCACUGCAGCUAAUAAAGUCAAGGAUCAGUCUGCAGCAACUGGUCGCUGCUUACACGAGAUUGUGCUGGAGGAGCCGAUACGAUACCAGGCCGGAGACAGUGUGGAGCAGUGGCUAACUGACUUGCUGUGUCUGGACGCUACCACGGUGCGACAGUUGCACUCUGGUACUCCGCCCCCAGAUCUGUGUGACCUAUACUACAUCAACAGGGAUACAUUAUUCUGCUACCAUAAAGCCUCUGAAGAAUUCCUCCACAGAAUUGUGUCAUUGUUUGUCUCUUCACAUUAUAAGAACAGUCCCAAUGAUCUGCAGAUGAUGUCCGAUGCUCCGGCUCAUCACCUGUUCUGUCUGCUCGGCCCCGUUCCUGCUGACUCCACCACUCUUCCAGAAGUUCUCUGUGUUAUACAGGUCUGCCUGGAGGGGCAGGUAUCCCGUAGUUCUGUCUCCCAAGGGCUGUCUCAAGGUAAGAGAGCCUCCGGAGAUCUGAUACCAUGGACUGUAGCACAGCAGUACCAGGAUCAGGACUUUCCCUCUCUAUCUGGUGCCCGGGUUGUUCGGAUUGCUACUCAUCCUGACUAUCAGAGUAUGGGAUAUGGGACACGGGCUCUGGCUCUUCUCAAGGACUAUUAUGAGUUGAGAGUGACAAGCCUGGACGAGAGAGAGCGACCAGCAGAACACAUAGAGAGUGUGGCAGUUGAUGAUGUUGGGCUGCUGGAGGAAACCAUUGAACCACGGAAGUCUCUUCCCCCUCUCCUGCUGAAACUAAGUGAAAGGCCACCCGAGAAGUUAGACUAUCUGGGAGUGUCGUAUGGUCUCACAGCACCUCUUCUCAAAUUUUGGAAAAAGGCUGGCUUUGUACCUGUUUAUCUGAGGCAGACAAUGAAUGAGCUGACUGGAGAGCACAGUUGCAUCAUGCUACACUCAUUACACUGUGAGAAGACAGCACAAUGGCUGGUGGAGUUCUGGCUGGAUUUCCGUCGCAGGUUCGUCUCUCUGCUAGCGUUCCAGUUCCGCACAUUUCCCACUGCCCUGGCUCUCAGUGUGGUCGUGAACAAGGCUGCCAAUCCUCCUCAACAGACACUGACCAAGCAGGAGAUGGACGUGUUGUUGACCAAGUACGAUGUCAAGAGGCUGGAAAUGUAUUGUAACAAUCUGGUGGACUACCAUCUCGUGGUGGACUUGCUGCCCACACUAGCCCGACUGUAUUUCCUCAACAAGAUGGGUGAUGUUCAUCUCUCAGCUGUGCAAGCGGCAUUGCUCCUGGGAAUGGGGCUGCAACACAAGAUUGUGGACAGCCUAUCUUCAGAGUUGGAGCUACCGGCCAGUCAACUUUUGGGACUGUUCAACCGCAGCACACGGCGCAUGGUGGCGUUCCUGGUGGCACUGGUGGAAGGGGCGGUGGCGGAGACACUGCUUGCUCCUUCUCGCCCUUCUGAUACUCCCCAAAGGCUCCAAAGUCUUCACAGUGAACUGAAUCAAGCAGCUGAUGAGUUGAAGAAAAAGCAAAGUGAAGAACUGAAGAAAUUGAAAAAAGAAAACCUAAGCCAGUAUGCCAUUAAAGGAUCAGAAUCAGAAUGGGACAAAGCAUUGUCUAAGGGGUCAAAAAACUUGAUCUCAGUUAAGAGUGGAGAAAAAAGGCCACUCCCUUCUGAAGAUCCUGUUGAAGAUGAGGAACCACCAGAACACAUAAAGAAAAAGAAGAAGAAGAAAAAGUUUAACAAAGUUGCAAACUUAAGUUGAUAAAAUGUAAAAAUACAAAAAAAUAAUAAAAUGUACAUAAUACAAUA